Prunus armeniaca (apricot) is the source of this 225-nucleotide messenger RNA. NCBI's taxonomy places the organism in Eukaryota, Viridiplantae, Streptophyta, Magnoliopsida, Rosales, Rosaceae. The record is from the annotation of a GenBank genome assembly.
AUGUUUCCAGAAGGACUAGAUUGGGCUCCUAUAGUCUCUUUAGGCUGCCCGGUUGACGUCUUUGCCCACGAUGGCAUAAGGAUGUUGGCUUAUCAGAGCAGCAGUGGUGAACUCGACGGCAUCCAGAGCUAUCCGAACUUACUGGCCGAAGAGAAAUACCACAGCGCUGCAAACAUCCAAGAUACCCUCAACAAAUUCACAGGACUCUUUGAACUUAAGUUAUGA